Messenger RNA from Pelobates fuscus (common spadefoot toad), 1251 nucleotides. Its product is annotated as somatostatin receptor type 5-like. The coding region runs from base 162 to 1169 and encodes 335 amino acids. The transcript has 2 exons. Gene Ontology annotation, molecular function: neuropeptide binding; somatostatin receptor activity. The record is from RefSeq and is a predicted model, not a curated record. Lineage: Eukaryota; Metazoa; Chordata; Amphibia; Anura; Pelobatidae. Gene Ontology annotation, cellular component: plasma membrane; neuron projection. Gene Ontology annotation, biological process: neuropeptide signaling pathway; regulation of insulin secretion; cellular response to glucocorticoid stimulus.
UAGAGCUGACACUGAAGAAACAGGCACCCUGCAGCAGAACCUACACUGUGCCCUUCUGGAUUAGCUGAUUUUGAAACAUCUGACUUUGCUGAGUAAUCUUUGAAUUCUGACUCAUUAGCAUCAUUUUUUUUUUUAGCCCAUCAGCAAAACCAGAAGCCAGAAUGAAUGAUUCUCAGAUUUUGGACUAUUCUUUGGAUUAUAACUACACUGACUUCCUGGAUUACAACUUUACUCUAGAAGAUGAUUUUCGGGAUUCAAAACAAAAUACCUUGUUUUGUGUGAUUUACGUGUUGGUCUGUGUAGUUGGCUUUGUUUCUAAUGCCCUGGCCAUCUACGUGGUACUUAGGUACAGAUACAUGUGGACAACCACCAACAUUUACAUCUCCAGUCUUGUUUUGGGGGACCUGUUGUAUAUGCUGUGUUUGCUGUGGUUUGCCGUUGAGACUGCUUAUUCAUACUGGUCCAUGGGUAUCAUCUUGUGUAAAGUUUUCUGGGCUCUAACGACCUCCGUUGCCUUCUCCAGUUCAUUUUUUCUGACAAUUAUAUCCAUCAAUGACUGUUUGCAGGUCUACUUCCCUGUCUUCUCGAGGAAUAGACUUGGGCCAAAAGCAGCCUUGGUUAUCAGUGGCUGUACUUGGGUUAUAUGCCUUUUGCUGGGCAUUCCCAUAUUUAGGUAUGCAUCCCUAGAUUCUGGAAAGUCUUGCAAAGUUUGGUCUGAAGCCACCUCUCUUUACUCUAUUACAAUUACCACCUAUCAGUUUGUUUUGGCCUUUUUUGUGCCACUGGCAUUAGUUUGUGUCAGUCUAAUUCUCACAGCAAAUUGGUUAAAGUCUCACAAGAAACAUGCAGAUCCUUCUUAUACUAAUGUAAGAGAGGACAUGAUAUUGGUUCUCGCUCUCUCUAUUGUCUAUGUCGUCAUUUGGCUUCCAAUGCAUGUUCUUGAAAUAAUGUCUGCAGUUGGAGUCUUUACGGAACUUACGGAGACAGUCUAUUACCUUCUCUCCAUCGUACCUUACCUAAAAUGCUGCAUCUACCCCUUCCUGUAUGGAUUGAUAUCACAAAGCUUCAACGACGGCUACAAGAGAGUCCUCUGUUGUGCAAAGGCCAAAACGAUAAACAAAGACACAGAAUGUUGCGGUGAUAAACAAGAAGACAAGUGUCUGAAUUGAUAUCAUGUAUUCUUUGUCUUUUUACAUUUCAAAAUGUAUCGGCAGAAACCUAUACAUGACUCUUUUUAUUCCUAUAGGAUUC